UAUAUAUUUUUUUUUUUUAGGGAGGAUAUAACGACGUGACUAAGUAGCGUUAGCGUGCCUUUUGCUCUUCUGGGCUUUGGUGUAAACUCAUCUGACCAACGUUAACGUUAGCGUAUUCUGUCUGCCUCGAGAUUCAUGAAUUAGCCUAAACGGAUGUUUUAGUUACGCUGACUGACUGGACGCGAAAACUACAAGGGAAAUUUCACGAGUCAUGUAUACCGCAAUGACGGAAAGGAGUCCGGUUCACAGUGGGACCGGUGUCUUGUACCAGGCAAUACCGGCUGUUGGUGCCGAUGGAAGAAACAUCAUGAAACUGAUUCCAGUACGAAUGGUCAACAGACACUUUGACAAGUCUCAAAUAAGCCAGCUGAAAACUGAUACUACACCACCGAAAGCUUUAGCCGUCGAUAUUACCUCACCACCAGUUGGCAUGGGAAAAAAGGCAGCUUUGAGUCCUUCUGCAACCGAGCAAAUUUUCAGGAAGCAGGUUUCCCUCGUGAAUGCCCUCCCUUAUCAAGUAGGUUCGGAUCUUGGUAAUUCACUAAACAACCAUCCACUACAUCAAAUACAACAGUGUGUGAAUUUGUUGCCAAUUGUACCUCCCCGUCAGCUCCCAGUCACAGGACAGUGCCUUCUGAUUCUUCCUAAGACACAAGUCCGAAUAGUCCCAGCAUCUGAACUACCUGCAGGUAUCAAGAAACCUACUUUUACUCCAUCAGCCAACUCCUCUCCAAGUUCAGGCUUACCCAGUGUGACCUUCUUGUCACCUAUCACAAUUACUCCACAAAGUGUUUCUGGACGUGACGCGUUCAAGUUGCUUUGCAACAUAACAAAUACAACCUUAUGCGGACCUCCAUCAAAUGGAUCAAAACCACAUUUAAAUUUUAUUCCAAAUGUUCCACAAAGGCACAACAGCCCCAUAAAGUGGUCAGUUGAAGAAAAGGACAACUCAAUGGCUCCAACUCUUGAUCCUAUAAAUUCCUCCGUUACUUCAGAGACUCUCCAAGUUGCGGCAGAGAGAGAAAAUGCUGGGAAGCACUGUGAGGUCAGUACUAAAUCUGUUACUGGGUUGAGUCGGGGCAAAAGUGGAGAAGAACAGGAAAACACGAAGCAACCACAACAGCAACAGAGUGUACAUUUAAGGGCCAUAGGACCUCUUAUGGCAACACCUGUACCAAAAAGUGGAAAGUCCGGAAGACCUCCAAGUGAUCUCCAAGUCACAAUGAAAUCUCCAGCACUCCCCAGAGGACAGGGCCUUCAGAUUCCCCCGAAGGUACAAGUCCGAACAGUCUCAGAAUCUGGACUACCUCCGGGUAUCAAGAAACCUACUUUUACUCCAUCAGCCAACUCCUCUCCAAGUUCAGGCUUACCCAGUGUGGUCUACACGUCACCUAUCACAAGUGUCAAUCGAGGAGUUACUCCACAAAGAGAUUCUGCACUUGACACGCUCAAGUUGCUUCACAAGACAUCAAAUAAAACUUCAUGGGGACCUCCAUCAAAAGGAUCAAAACCACAUUUAAAAUUAAUUCCAAAUGUUCCACAAAGGCCCAACUUCCCCAUAAAGUGGUCAGUUGAAGAAGACGAUGACAACUCAACGGCUCCAACUCUUGAUCCUAUAGAUUCUUUUGUUACCUCAGAGAUUCUUCGAGUUGCUGCCGAGAGAGAAAAUACUGUGAAGCACUGCGACGUCUCUACAAAUACAGUUUCUGGGUCGAGUCAGGGAAAAAUUGGACAAGGACAGGAAAACCCCUUGGUCAUGUGUAACGGGAAGCUUUUUUUUUCGGCCAAGAAUUCCAGCCGACAAUAUAAAACUGGAAAAAGUGACACACUCAUCGCAGCAAAACAAAUUGUAGCUUCAACCCAACAGUCACUUGCGUCAGUUGCACCUCAGAAAAAGCAGGGCCUCGAAAUACUCAAUCCAAACGAGUCGAUCCAAGUGAUUGACCUUUGUGAUGACGAUGCUCCAAAUGACUGGUCUCAACGAGCAGCAUCCGUUCAUAUGUCAGCAGUCACGCUUGCGAAUGAAGACAAUGUAAUAUUUGUGUCAUAUACUCCACCCAGAUCUGAGUCUCAAGAUGUGAGACUAAUAACACAAAUGGCACGUGGAACAGACCAGGGGGCCACAAGCAGCUCGAACAAUGUGACGGUACAAAAGAGGCCAGAUGGGACAUCUGGUGCUCUCGGAAGAAUAGAACUUGGCCAGAGCAUGUCGGUCAACCCGGUCAUAAAUCAUACACAUGUUGGUGUUUCAGCAGGGAUGAACAUGGAUGAUGAUGAUGAUUGCUUGAUUAUUAACAGUCAGCAGAGCACCUCCGCCCAACAGUUGGAGAGCAUGGAAGUCGAUCCCAGCAGCAAUGGAAUAUGCUUUGAAAUAAAUAAGGACACCCACAACGUGGAGAGCUCCAUGACCAGUCGGACAUCUUCGCCGGAGCCCGAAUCCUGUCAAAGAGCUGAUGAUCUACUGAGACGGAUAUUCGGGAUCACGGCCGAUGUGAAAAUUUGCCUGCAGAGGAUUGAGGAAGCCUCAGUCGGGUCUCUGGAGAGUGAGUGCAUUAGGUCAGUGGAGGAGCAUCAGGAAACGACAAGCAGGUUUGAAGACGGAGAACCUUUUUUGCAGCACCUUUACAGUCAACAAGAAACUGAAAGCUGCAAUGCCCUCACUAAUGGCAAUAGAGUGGAAGUACUAACUCAACAGGAGCUGUCCGAAGAUUCCUCCACUCCCAGUCCUCACUCAGAUGUUGGACCUCUGGAGUGUUCACAUUUCAAAGUGAACACAAACACUUCGCCCAAGGGAACAUGCGGUGAUGUUGAAACAGAGCCAAUGACUGGCUACGGGGAGCCCAUAGAAGAGGACUUCCUCAGUGCUGAUGAAAAUGACUUCCCCGACUCCCGGGACACAGCUGGCCGUUCUCAGACCUGUGCGGAUCUGAAUGCUAACACGGGGAGACUGGGAAGAAAAAGGAAGCGCCCGACGUGUCCAUGUUGCAUCGCCGGCACUCAAGAUCCAGCAGCGAGGUCCAGUGCAAAGUCAGACGAGCCAGAGAAGGGGGCGUGGACGACAGAGCGGACAAUUAAGAAAGGGGGAAGAGCAAAGGCCUCAAGUAAAGACGUGAAAACAUCUGGAAGCAUCAGCUGCCUAAUGGCCAAGAACAAGCACAGCUGUAAGACGUCCGAGGAUCCAGCCGUUGACGGUUUAUCCACACUGUCCAUGGACUCUGAUGAACUCGAGCUGCACGAGCAGAUCACGAGACUCAAAGAGCUUCUGCAAGAGAAAGAGGCGGCUUUAGAGCUGAUGAAAAACGGCAGCAUUUCAAACUCUUAACAUUCUAACAAAGUAAUUGGAUACAUUUUGUAUUUAAUGUUAUUGCUUCUAUUUAUUUGUGUUGGAGUUAACAAGGACAAACACAAGUAUCACUGUGGCUUCAGUACAUGUGUGCAAAUGUGUGAUUUGGUUUCAGUGGUUCUAGUCUGGUAUGUGGGCGACCAAAGUUUGUUAUAACUGCAUGAGAGAACUGCUGCAGACAUUUAGAGUUGACCCACCUCUUUUUUUCAACACUACUGCUCUACAUGGCCGUACCUGAUGUCUUAUAUUAACACCGUGCGUCGAAAUCCACAUAUGAGUUUAAAUGUACGUCAUAUACCAUACUUUCUGUUGCAGCUACUCAAAAGUGUGUCAUCUGUCUGCAUCAGUGACGAUUGAGACAUUGUGGAAAUACUAUAAAGGCCUGAUGGGCGAUUAACUGCCUCAGAAAACACUUUUUGAAUUUAUAGUCGGUCACUAAAAAGCUUUUUCUAUUUUAUCUCUUGUGAAAGUUUUACAUUUUGUCUUAACAAAAAGGAUUUGUUAAAUGUGAUAUUCACAAAUACUAAUGUUAUAUUUAUAUUUUGUUAAGGCAUCAAUGCAAAUA
Anarrhichthys ocellatus (wolf-eel) is the source of this 3908-nucleotide messenger RNA. It is a transcript of the gene lrif1, whose product is annotated as ligand dependent nuclear receptor interacting factor 1. The transcript is spliced from 3 exons. Gene Ontology annotation, molecular function: nuclear retinoic acid receptor binding. Bases 212 to 3322 code for a protein of 1036 amino acids. Gene Ontology annotation, biological process: regulation of DNA-templated transcription. The record is from RefSeq and is a predicted model, not a curated record. NCBI's taxonomy places the organism in Eukaryota, Metazoa, Chordata, Actinopteri, Perciformes, Anarhichadidae.